This is a messenger RNA of Dichomitus squalens LYAD-421 SS1, 690 nucleotides long. RefSeq lists its product as uncharacterized. The record is from RefSeq and is a predicted model, not a curated record. The transcript is spliced from 2 exons. The coding region runs from base 1 to 690 and encodes 229 amino acids. NCBI's taxonomy places the organism in Eukaryota, Fungi, Basidiomycota, Agaricomycetes, Polyporales, Polyporaceae.
AUGGAGAAUUUUUGGAAACAUUUAUCAUCCCCCCCCACUAUCCUUCCAUCUGACUCGGACCUACCGGAGUUUACCUGUCAUCACUUCAAGAGACACGGUCACCUCGACAUCCAGUCCCAGAUUGACCACACCCUUGCCGACGAUACAUCAGAUCAUCUUCCUCACCGUCGUCAGUAUUGGCAUACCCCUAUUGUCCCUCGUCGCAAGGUCCUCCCCCCAUCUAUACCCUCGUCCCAACCUCUCGACAGACCGCUCGCGGCACGUCUCACCACGCCCCCACCUGUCCUUCUCCCUUCAAUCCCUACGAUCCCUCUCCAGUGCUGUAUAGCUGCACCACCCCUCCCCUCCUUUGCACAUCGCGAUCCUAUUGAUCUCAUCACCAUCAUCGGUUCCAAGGUCAACGCCAUCAUUAAAAGACUGCAGGCCAUCUUCGAUCACAAGGACCAGUUGCUUGACAUCCCCCACAACCAUCAGCUUGCUCUUCAACGCAUCAGCGACAGGCUCGAGUGGAUACUCGACAACAUUGAGAACGGCUCCUCGUGGACUCGCAGCCAACAACAAAACAUCGACUGGUUUUGCAAGGAGUUUGGAAAGGUCAAGUUUAGUGGACUUGGGCAGAACUUCGAGCAUAUUGUCAAAGCUCUAGUAGAGUUAGAACAUUUUGGGUAUCUGGAUUGGAUCGUUGUUUAG